UCUCUCCGGGGCUCUGGGAAGAGCAUCCUGCUUCUCGCUCGGGCUGCUCCGUGCAUGGCUCUGCCGGGGGCGGCGCCACACAUCUGGGGGUGGCUGCUGCUAGGCGGCUGCCUCCUCGCUGGAGCCCAGCUGGAUUCCGACGGCACCGUGACCAUGGAGGAGCAGAUCGUCCUCGUGCUGAGAGCCAAAGUGCAGUGUGAACGCAACAUCACGGCUCAGCGCCAGGAAGGAGAGGGAAAUUGUUUUCCAGAAUGGGAUGGACUCAUUUGUUGGCCCAGAGGAAAAGUGGGGAAAAUAUCAGCUGUCCCAUGUCCUUCUUAUAUUUAUGACUUCAAUCAUAAAGGCAUUGCUUUCCGACACUGUAACCCCAAUGGAACAUGGGAUUUUAUGCACAGUUUAAAUAAAACCUGGGCUAAUUAUUCAGACUGCCUUCGCUUUCUUCAGCCAGACAUCGGCAUAGGAAAGCAGGAACUCUUUGAGCGCCUCUACGUCCUGUACACUGUUGGAUAUUCCAUUUCCUUCGGUUCACUGGCUGUGGCUAUUCUCAUCAUUGGCUACUUCAGACGAUUGCAUUGCACCAGGAACUAUAUCCACCUGCACUUAUUUGUGUCUUUCAUGCUGAGAGCUGCAAGCAUCUUUGUCAAGGACAGAGUGGUCCAUGCUCACAUAGGGGUGGAGGAGCUGCAGUCCCUGAUGAUGCAGGACGACCUACAGAAUUUCAUAGAUGCGCCUUCUAUGGACAAAUCACAAUAUAUUGGGUGCAAGAUUGCUGUUGUGAUGUUUAUUUACUUCUUGGCUACAAACUACUAUUGGAUCUUGGUGGAAGGUCUCUACCUGCAUAGUCUAAUCUUUGUGGCUUUCUUUUCCGACACCAAAUACCUGUGGGGCUUCACCUUGAUAGGCUGGGGGUUCCCAGCCGUGUUUGUUGCAGCCUGGGCCGUGGCACGGGCAAUGCUGGCUGAUGCAAGAUGCUGGGAACUUAGUGCUGGAGACAUCAAGUGGAUUUAUCAAGCCCCAAUCUUAGCAGCUAUUGGGCUGAAUUUUAUUCUGUUUCUGAAUACGGUUAGAGUUCUAGCCACCAAAAUUUGGGAGACCAAUGCAGUUGGGCACGACAUCAGAAAGCAGUACAGGAAACUGGCCAAAUCCACACUGGUCCUGGUGCUGGUCUUCGGAGUGCAUUACAUCGUGUUUGUGUGCCUGCCCCACUCCUUCUCAGGGCUCGGGUGGGAGAUUCGGAUGCACUGUGAGCUCUUCUUCAAUUCCUUUCAGGGUUUCUUCGUGUCCAUCGUCUACUGCUACUGCAACGGGGAGGUUCAGGCUGAGGUGAAGAAGAUGUGGAGCCGGUGGAAUCUCUCUGUCGACUGGAAACGGACGCCCCCAUGUGGCGGCCACAGAUACGGCUCCGUGCUCACCACCAUGACGCACAGCAUCAGCAGCCAGUCGCAGAUGGCCACCAGCACUCGAAUGGUGCUCAUCUCCAGCAAAGCGACCAAGAUGGCCAGCCAACAACCUGAAAGCCAUGUGACCUUACCUGGCUAUGUCUGGAGUAACUCUGAGCAGGACUGCCUGCCACACUUGAUCCAGGAGGAGACCAAGGAAGGUAACGUGUGGCAGGGAGAUGAAACUCUAAUGGAGGUGUCUUCCAGACCAUUGGAAUGUACCCCAGGCCCUGAAGGAAGCAAAGGAGAAGGAGAGGAUGUUCUCUGAUUCAACAUCUGUGGCUCAGAAGAACUGGCCCAUCUGACUGUCCUAGAGCUGAUGGUCCAAGGGAUUGGCUCUCAUUCAUCUGCUUGAGCCCCAGAGCUGAAAAUUCAGGGGUGAAGCGGCACUUUACAAACACUUCAGGCUCCAUGAAUUGGCUCCUUAGAAAUAGUAAAGAUACAAAAGGAGAGGUGUCAGUGGCGGACUUUGUUACCUUAUUUUGGCAUCAGAUUCCCCUCUAAAUCAAUGUGUGAUACUUGCUCUGUGUUUAUUUUUCUUCUACUUUUGGGUAGAACACGUUUUAAUUGCUUGGCUUAAAUUUCUCUUAUAUAUACACCACUCUGAGUAUGAUAGAGAUCAUUUGGUAUGUGUCAGUUUCCUUCUAGGACAUUAGUAUUCUCUUUCCUUCUUUCCGGCUUGAACAUACUCCUAUCCUGGCACUCACUCUGCCUGUGUGUAAGAGCGAUCAGGGUCUGAAAAUGAGCGAUCAGAGACUGAGGAUGAAGAACAAGUGCACACAGGAAAGUGAGCGAGCUGGACUUGGGAGGAUAAUGCGCCGAUGAUGGCUAAACUUGUUUCUUUCCAGGAACAAGGAAAAAUUACUUUAAAAAGAAUAUUGCACGUAUUUGUCCUUCUGAAUGUCCCCCUCUGUGACCAGCCAUGCCUCAGGUCUUCAUUCCUUUGUACACCUUGACCUGUCAUAAAGUUUUUCUGUCAGUGAGCUGGUGUCUGCAGACUAAUCCUAUCUGUAAUCAUUUCUA
Artibeus jamaicensis (Jamaican fruit-eating bat) is the source of this 2462-nucleotide messenger RNA. It is a transcript of the gene PTH2R, whose product is annotated as parathyroid hormone 2 receptor. The transcript has 13 exons. Lineage: Eukaryota; Metazoa; Chordata; Mammalia; Chiroptera; Phyllostomidae. Gene Ontology annotation, molecular function: peptide hormone binding; G protein-coupled peptide receptor activity; parathyroid hormone receptor activity. The record is from RefSeq and is a predicted model, not a curated record. Gene Ontology annotation, biological process: cell surface receptor signaling pathway; adenylate cyclase-modulating G protein-coupled receptor signaling pathway. The coding region runs from base 55 to 1707 and encodes 550 amino acids. Gene Ontology annotation, cellular component: plasma membrane.